AUGAGGCCGACAACGAUACUGCAGGGCGCUCGCUCUGUAUUGCCCAUCGUCCGCCCAAAGCCCGGCGAGCGUGCCCCUCCGAUCAAGACCCAAGCACGCGGUGCCACCAUCCUGCCCAACUUCGUCGGCUUGAUUUUCCAAGUUCACAACGGCAAGAUCUACAACGAUGUCAGAAUCACCGAGGACAUGGUCGGUCACAAGCUUGGAGAGUUCUCAUCAAAGCGUUUCACCUACAAGCACUCCAAGAACAAGUAA
Messenger RNA from Aureobasidium vineae, 255 nucleotides. Lineage: Eukaryota; Fungi; Ascomycota; Dothideomycetes; Dothideales; Saccotheciaceae. The record is from the annotation of a GenBank genome assembly.